Loxodonta africana (African savanna elephant) is the source of this 2386-nucleotide messenger RNA. RefSeq names its product F-box and leucine rich repeat protein 20 (gene FBXL20). The transcript has 16 exons. Bases 252 to 1625 code for a protein of 457 amino acids. The record is from RefSeq and is a predicted model, not a curated record. Gene Ontology annotation, biological process: SCF-dependent proteasomal ubiquitin-dependent protein catabolic process. Gene Ontology annotation, molecular function: protein binding. Lineage: Eukaryota; Metazoa; Chordata; Mammalia; Proboscidea; Elephantidae. Gene Ontology annotation, cellular component: SCF ubiquitin ligase complex; cytoplasm.
AGGCUGAGGAGAGAGAGAGGAGCUAGAGCCGAGCAGUCGCUGCCGCCGCUGCCGCCGCCACCGCCGCCACCGCCGCGGGAGGUGGUGGAGGCCCUGCCCUAGUGGAGCGGCCUUCCCUUCCAGUCCGACGGCCACUGCCCUGCCCUUCCUCCGCCUCCUCCCGUCCCCGGAACUCCUGGGCCUGCCCUGGGCCCCCUAUCUCUGCGCUCCACACGCCGCAGCGCCCGGCCCCGGCCGCACCCGCCGGCCUCAUGAGGAGGGACGUGAACGGAGUGACCAAAAGCAGGUUUGAGAUGUUCUCAAACAGUGAUGAAGCUGUAAUCAAUAAAAAACUUCCCAAAGAACUCCUGUUACGAGACUACAAAAUGAUGUCAUCCGAUUCCAAGACUAUCAAAAGUGACCAUCUCUCAAUUUUAAGAAUAUUCUCUUUUCUGGAUGUCGUUACCCUGUGUCGCUGUGCUCAGGUCUCCAGGGCCUGGAAUGUUCUGGCUCUGGAUGGCAGUAACUGGCAGCGAAUUGACCUGUUUGAUUUCCAGAGGGAUAUUGAGGGCCGGGUAGUGGAGAAUAUUUCAAAAAGAUGCGGGGGCUUUUUACGAAAGUUGAGUCUUCGUGGCUGUCUUGGAGUAGGAGACAAUGCAUUAAGGACCUUUGCACAGAACUGUAGGAACAUUGAAGUGCUGAAUCUUAAUGGGUGUACAAAGACCACAGACGCUACAUGUACUAGCCUUAGCAAGUUCUGUUCCAAACUCAGACACCUUGACUUGGCUUCCUGUACAUCAAUAACAAACAUGUCUCUAAAAGCUCUAAGUGAGGGAUGUCCACUGUUGGAGCAACUGAACAUUUCCUGGUGUGAUCAAGUAACCAAGGAUGGCAUACAAGCACUAGUGAAAGGCUGUGGGAGUCUCAAGGCCUUAUUCUUGAAAGGCUGCACACAGCUAGAAGAUGAAGCUCUCAAGUACAUAGGUGCACACUGCCCUGAACUGGUGACUUUGAACUUGCAGACUUGCUUACAAAUCACAGAUGAAGGUCUCAUUACUAUAUGCAGAGGGUGCCAUAAAUUACAGUCCCUCUGUGCCUCCGGCUGCUCCAACAUCACAGAUGCCAUCCUGAAUGCUCUAGGUCAGAACUGCCCACGGCUUAGAAUAUUAGAAGUGGCAAGGUGUUCUCAAUUAACAGAUGUGGGCUUUACCACUCUAGCCAGGAAUUGCCAUGAACUUGAAAAGAUGGACCUGGAAGAGUGUGUCCAGAUAACAGAUAGCACGUUAAUCCAACUUUCUAUACACUGUCCUCGUCUUCAAGUGUUGAGUCUGUCUCACUGUGAGCUGAUCACAGACGAUGGAAUUCGUCACCUGGGAAAUGGGGCCUGCGCCCAUGACCAGCUGGAAGUGAUUGAGCUGGACAACUGCCCACUAAUCACAGAUGCAUCCCUGGAGCACUUGAAGAGUUGUCACAGCCUCGAGCGGAUAGAACUUUAUGACUGCCAGCAAAUCACACGGGCUGGAAUCAAGAGACUCAGGACCCAUUUACCCAAUAUUAAAGUCCACGCCUACUUCGCACCUGUCACUCCACCCCCAUCAGUAGGGGGCAGCAGACAGCGCUUCUGCAGAUGCUGCAUCAUCCUAUGACAAUGGAGGUGGUCAACCUUGGUGAACUGAGUAUUUAAUGACACUUCUAGAGUUACUGUGGAGUCUCUCCAGUGGAAGCGACCCCAGCGUUCUGGGCAAAGGGUUACAAAGUGAGGGCAAUGUCCAGAUCCCCAGAACCACACAUACGUACACAUACAUACCCUCACCCCCUUCCACUCUAGCUCUGUGACCAUGGGACUGAAGUCCGUGCUGGUUUAUUUAUCAAGUGGAUUGGUAAAACUUGACCAUUCCUGUUGGACGUACCCAGAAGAAAAUCAUAGGCCAAGGUAGAGGGAAGGGGGCAUUCCAGCAAACCCAGUGUUACUGCUACUGCAUUUUCUUUAUUUUGUUGAGGGAUUUCUGGGAUUUUGGAACAACAGCUGCAGUCCUCCAGGGUCAAGGAAAGCAUGGAAAAACAAGAUAUGAUGUAUCCAGGGACCAGAGAGAAAUUUCUUUGCAUCCUAGAAAUGGCAGCCAUCCACUGUAAAAUGACCGCAGAGCUUUUGUGCUUCGUUGUUCCCAUGCCAACAUGCUAAGCAUGCUCACAAAGAAGGCCCAUCCAUUCCUCCUGUGUUUUAAUAUUUGGCCCAGAGGUUUCUUAAAUGGUUGCAUUGAAAUCACUGUGGUCCAAAUGUGAUUACUUAUUCACUCAAAUUGUCACUCUCCAGCACACUUGUGUACCUGUCUUCCAUUCUCUGUUGCUCCCUCCUGCACUGUUGCUCAGUCUGCACCUAUUCAGUCUGCUUACUCACAUUCAAUUG